Vombatus ursinus (common wombat) is the source of this 389-nucleotide messenger RNA. RefSeq names its product protein cornichon homolog 4-like. Bases 1 to 342 code for a protein of 113 amino acids. NCBI's taxonomy places the organism in Eukaryota, Metazoa, Chordata, Mammalia, Diprotodontia, Vombatidae. The record is from RefSeq and is a predicted model, not a curated record. The transcript has 2 exons. Gene Ontology annotation, cellular component: COPII-coated ER to Golgi transport vesicle; endoplasmic reticulum membrane. Gene Ontology annotation, biological process: endoplasmic reticulum to Golgi vesicle-mediated transport.
AUGGAGACAGUGGUUUUCGUCUUCUCAUUUGAUUGCUGUGCCCUCAUCUUCUUUUCUGUCUGUUUUAUAAUCACAUUAUCUAAUUUAGAAUGUGACUAUAUCAAUGCUAGGUCUUGUUGCUCAAAAUUAAACAAGUGGGUGGUCCCAGAAUUGAUUGGCCAUGUUAUUGUUGCCAUAUUAAUGCUUAUUUCAUUGCACUGGUUCAUCUUUCUCCUCAACUUGCCUGUUGCUACCAGGAAUAUGUAUCAAGAUACACAACUGAGGGCAGUUGAAGUCACACAUGAAGGAAGCCAUGAUCAAGCUUGGUUUUCAUUUCCUUUGUUUCUUCAUGUACCUUUAUAGUAUGAUUCUGGCUUUGAUAAAUGAUUGAACCUGGAAGGAGAUGCCUA